Messenger RNA from Brassica oleracea var. oleracea, 936 nucleotides. RefSeq names its product serine acetyltransferase 1, chloroplastic-like. The record is from RefSeq and is a predicted model, not a curated record. The transcript has 2 exons. Lineage: Eukaryota; Viridiplantae; Streptophyta; Magnoliopsida; Brassicales; Brassicaceae. Gene Ontology annotation, cellular component: cytoplasm; cytosol. Gene Ontology annotation, molecular function: L-serine O-acetyltransferase activity. The coding region runs from base 1 to 936 and encodes 311 amino acids.
AUGGCUUUUUCUUCUUCUUCUCAUAAUCUUGAAGACAUGAUGGAUGAAACAUUUGAUCAACUUUUCGAUCAACAAUUCGAACAACUUUACGUUCAAGGUCAAGAAGCAUCAAGAGAAGAUAACCCAAAAGAUCAAGAGAUAACCUUUGAUUUCGUUUUCGUUUUCUGGGUCAAGAUGCUUGAAGAAGCCAAAUCAGACGUAGAGCAAGAACCCAUUUUGUCAAGCUACUAUCACGCUUCCAAUACAUCGCACCGGUCGUUAGAUUCUGAUUUGGCGAACAUUCUCUCAGUAAAGCUCAGCACUUCAACCUUACCAAGCAACACCAUUCUCGAGAUGUUCAUCAGCGUUUUAAAAGAAAGCCCAGAGAUGGUGGAGUCGGUGAAGCGAGACCUAAUAGCAGCAAAGGAAAGACACCGAGCUUGCUUAAGCUACGUCCAUUGCUUCCUAAGCUUCAAAGGCUUUCUCGCUUGUCAAGCUCAUCGCAUCGCUCACAAGCUCUGGACUCAAGACAGAAAAAUCCUCGCUUUACUCAUCCAAAAUAGAGAAGCUUUCGCCGUCGAAUUUCACCUUGGAGCCAAGAUCGGAAAAGGGAUUCUGUUUGACCACGCGACGGGGGUGGUGAUCGGAGAGACGGUGGUGAUCGGAGAGACGGCGGUGAUCGGAGAUAACGUCUCGAUUCUCUACGGCAUGACGCUCGGAGGAACAGGGAAUAUUACGAUCGGAGAGGGGGCUAAGAUUGGAUCGGGUUCGGUGGUGCUUAAGGAUGUGCCGCCGCGUACGACGGCGGUUGGUAAUCCGGCGAGAUUGAUAGGUAUCGAUCAAUUCCCAGUCGAGAGAGAUGUGGAGAGAAGAAGGCCAAUUUUGAUCAAGAGACGUUUCUUAGAGCAUCUGCAAAGCAGUUGCGGAUUUAAGUAUAGGCCCCACAAAACAGUAUAA